Molecule: messenger RNA, 1885 nt
Organism: Ochotona princeps (American pika)
Lineage: Eukaryota; Metazoa; Chordata; Mammalia; Lagomorpha; Ochotonidae
Gene: EDNRB
Product: endothelin receptor type B
Exons: 8
Coding region: 521-1840 (439 amino acids)
Biological process (GO): vasoconstriction; regulation of blood pressure; enteric nervous system development
Cellular component (GO): membrane
Molecular function (GO): endothelin receptor activity
Source: RefSeq, a predicted model, not a curated record
CGAUUUGAGCUCUUCUUUGGAAGAACUUAGAAACCACUACAAAUAAACAGCCUCUGGGGACCCGCCCAGGGGCCACCGGACAGCCUCUGGGCUGCUGAUGCUGUCCAGGCGUUGCCCAAGGGGAAAGGUUGCAGCGCGGCCGGUCAGUCGAAAGGCGCGGGAGGAGUCUGGCGGUGAUUGAUGGGGAAGGGACGAAUGAAUAAAAGUACUUGUCUGGGGACAGCAGAGAUCUUGAGCAAGCGGUGGAGGGUUUGCUCUCUGGCAUUCCCUCCGACUUUCGUCAGAGCCAGACCCGCCCGCAGCUGGAGGAGGCGUGCUCUGCUCUUCACUCUCUUGCUGGCUUGCUUAGGCUGGAACGGCUGCAGAACGAGCUGCAGCUCUGCUCCGCGGGAAGGUCUCCACUUGUCGGCCUCUGCCUGUCGCCUUACCAUCCACGAGGUCUGCAGGCUCUGAAAAACAAAAACAAAAACAAAACAAACAAACAAAAAACUGCAGGGCGCCUACCAGAGCAGGCAGCAGCAUGCAGCCAAGCUUGGGCGGACGCGUCCUGGUGGCGCUGGUUUUUGCCUGCGGGGUGGCCGAGGUCUGGGCAGAGGAAAGAGGAAUCUCGCUUGCGCCCCCCACUCCACAGCUUCUGGGGGCCAGCGAGAUCCUGACGCCACUCCCUAAGACUUCCCAGCCAAGGGAUUCCAACGCCAGCCUGCCGCAUUCCUCUGCACCUGCUGAAAUACCCAAACAACGGAGGCCAGAGAGAGUCCCACCGCGCACCCCUCCCCCAUGCCAUGGAUCCAUUGAGAUUAAGGAAACUUUCAAAUACAUCAACACUGUGGUGUCCUGCCUAGUGUUCGUUCUGGGCAUCAUCGGGAACUCCACACUUCUGAGAAUCAUCUACAAGAACAAGUGCAUGCGCAAUGGCCCCAAUAUCUUGAUCGCCAGCCUGGCUCUGGGAGACCUGCUGCACAUCAUCAUUGACAUCCCCAUCAAUGUCUACAAGUUGCUUGUAGAAGACUGGCCAUUUGGAGCUGAGAUGUGUAAGCUGGUGCCUUUCAUACAGAAGGCCUCGGUGGGCAUCACUGUGCUUAGCCUGUGUGCGCUAAGCAUUGAUAGGUAUCGAGCUGUUGCUUCUUGGAGUCGAAUUAAAGGGAUUGGAGUUCCCAAGUGGACAGCAGUAGAAAUUGUUUUAAUUUGGGUGGUUUCUGUGAUUCUGGCUGUCCCCGAAGCCAUAGGCUUUAACUUGAUUACACUUGACUACAAAGGAAACUAUCUGCGAAUCUGCAUGCUUCAGCCGACUCAAAAAAGCGCCUUCAUGCAGUUUUAUAAAACAGCUAAAGAUUGGUGGCUAUUUAGUUUCUAUUUCUGUUUACCACUGGCCAUCACUGCCCUUUUUUAUACUCUGAUGACCUGUGAAAUGUUAAGAAAGAAGAGUGGUGUGCAAAUUGCUUUAAAUGAUCACUUAAAGCAGAGACGGGAAGUGGCCAAAACUGUGUUUUGCCUGGUGCUUGUGUUUGCCCUCUGCUGGCUGCCCCUCCACCUCAGCAGGAUCUUAAAGCUUACUCUGUAUGAUGAGAACGACCCCAAUCGAUGUGAACUUCUGAGUUUUUUGUUGGUAUUGGACUACAUUGGCAUCAACAUGGCCUCCGUGAAUUCCUGCAUUAAUCCAAUUGCUCUCUAUUUGGUGAGCAAAAGAUUCAAAAACUGCUUUAAGUCAUGCUUAUGUUGCUGGUGCCAGUCAUUUGAAGAAAAGCAAUCCUUGGAGGAAAAGCAGUCCUGCCUGAAGUUCAAAGCUAAUGACCAUGGAUAUGACAACUUCCGUUCCAGUAAUAAAUACAGCUCAUCUUGAAAGAAGGAAUAACCAGAACUCACUUAAACAAAAUGAAACUCAUCC